GCCAAUGACAAGUUGUAUUUUAAAAUCGUUACAAAUAGACACAAAUAUAAUCGGCUUCCGAUUCUUGUCGGAAAAUUCUAGCCGUAAUUCUCAUAAAUGCAAUAAAAUCGUAUAUUUUUAUAGAUAACCUUCACGAUUGGUCAUCUCAUCUCUCAUCCCUUAUAAAAUUUAUCGCACUUUUCAAAAAUGUGCCCUCAGCUUCUGGUUGGAAUAAUAUUAUUGUUUUUUUUUUCAGGUUAAACUUUAUAGCUCAUAAGCAAAUUCAAUCGUUUGUGUGUGUAUGUUUGUGUAUAGAUUGGCAAAAUUCACCCUGUCUUACUGUUACUUGCUUAUUUGGCAGCCUCUGGUGGGCAGUCCGGCUGGUUGGAGGGAUGCGCCGCGCGGAAAGCUGGGUGCCCUUCCAGCUCGCGGUCGAUGCGCAGAAUUAUCGGAUAGGGACGCAGAUCCACGUGGAAGCGGCGAGCGUUGAAAACCUGCGGCACCAGGCAGCAGUCGGCGAGCGUGAUUUCAUCGCCAACGCAAAAUUUCCCCGCCGAGGUCGACAGGAGCUUCUCGAUCGCCCGAAAGCCACGGGUGAUCCAGUGCUGGGCCCAUUCCUUCUUCUUUUCCUCGCCCACGUGAAUGAGCACGAUCAGAUUCUGGAGCGGCUGGACGCCGGAGGCGAUCACCUGCAAAAGAAUGUAUCACAAAUUAAGAUAGAACAUAACAUCUUGCGGUAGCAGCGGACGUUGGGGCCGCGUCUCUUCCAGAUAAUGCAUAAUUGCCAGUGACUCAACCAACGUAUGGCCAUCUGUAGGGAAAUAGAUUAAAUAAACAGAUUGUGGAUUAGCGUCAUCAUGCGAUUAGGAUGUUAUGAACGCACAGUAAGCAAUACAUUGCAGGAAAUUCAAUUACUUAUCUAGGAAGCAAGAUAUGAUAUGAAUUUGUAGCAACAAUUUUCAGUUGAAAAUUGAUUACAGUUUUCUUAUCAAAAUAUUCGCCAAGUUUUGCUCAUGAAAGUUUCUUCGAGUGGUCUUAUCGAGUGAUUUGGCCAUUAUUCUACCAGAACUAACGGCGAUAGGUGUUUUCAAGAAGUAUUGGUAUAUUUUGUGUAAACUAAUGAUGUUGAGGGUCCUGUUUUUAUUGGGCUUCGGACAGAUGGUUCUUUCUAGCGCGUUCAUCGAAAAGUCCGUCGAAAAUGGCAUACCGUCUGAAGCAACGAAUCGACUGACCGAACUCGAUUAACUCUUCAACAAGCUGCAUUAUGACGUCGAUUACAAACUGAGAAUCUACCGAAUGGAUCACUCAUUACGGUUGAAAAAUCUUAACGCUCAGUUCAUCUCCCGGUACGGCUUCCUGGUGAGUAAUAUCUCAGAAACCAAACAGCACGCCAAGGAUGAAAUUCUGGAGCACGCGCUACAAAUCGGUGGCACCCAGAAUCCAUGCAUCGUGACGAAAUACAACGAGACGAACCGUCGGGCCAGCCAGGUGGCGGAUGAUCUCAGUGUGACGAUGAGGAACUUGGCGACGGACUUGACCCAUGUCACGAGAAAUUUCUUCUACCCAAACGUACUGCGGUAUCAGCUGGAGUCGACCGAACUGCAAUCGGCAGUUGUGCAGAGGCUGGCCCUUCCGGAUGCACUAAUCAAUCUCCCAGAUACGUUGGAAGAUUUGGAGGCUCAUCUUCGCGAGAACGCUGACAUGGUUGACCGUGUGGUGCUCCUUCUGGAUCACGAGGUGGCUGCCUUCGGAGGCAUCAUGAACCGAAUUAGGAGAGAGAUAUUCACGGAGGCCGAUGAGAUCAUGAGCGAGUAUGUUUCAAAUAUGGAUAAGCUGAUAGAAGAAGCGUUGCAGUGUGUUUGAAGAGAAGUUGUAACGGCAGUUGUUUUUAUUCGACUUUCUAAUGCUAGUAUCUGCCAAUGGGUAAUUUAAUCGUCCGUACUUUCUUUUGCGUUCCCCAAUGCUUGUUUUGAACCACUUGUUUGCUCAUGUUUACAUAGAAUCCUGACAAACCAUUUACAUUUCACAUCAAUAAAUACAUAGAAGGCGAAGAACAAACACGUAUACAGAACGAUUGGUAUUCCUACUGACAAUUAUAAUUUCUUUAUGAAACUCUGCUGAUUUACUGAUAAAUCACACAUAUUGAAAAGCAAGCGGCGGGCUCUCAUAAUAAACACCGAAACGAAAUCCACCCUUCGCUGAUCCGCGCUUCUGGAAAGUACGACAAAUUUCAAUAUUAUAGUCCGAGUUUAUUUGUCUCCAGAUAUGAAUCAUAGCAAGGAUUUUCAGAUAUCAAGCAAGCGGAAUAUGUUUACCAGCAUGUAGACAUCUAAACGAUGUAUCUCCACGAGCAGC
Toxorhynchites rutilus septentrionalis is the source of this 2334-nucleotide messenger RNA. RefSeq lists its product as uncharacterized. The record is from RefSeq and is a predicted model, not a curated record. Bases 1276 to 1842 code for a protein of 188 amino acids. The transcript is spliced from 3 exons. Lineage: Eukaryota; Metazoa; Arthropoda; Insecta; Diptera; Culicidae.